AUGUCGCUCACAUACUUCCAAGAACCAUUUGAGGAAUCAUGGUUAUGGACAGAUGGUGGAAUAGACGAUGAAAAACAAGAUCCUGCGCUUUCACGUCAACUGCACAAGACUUUACGCACAAAGUUUCUCUGGCACUUUGUGCCAACCUUCUUGACAGUCCAGGGAACCAUACAUGAGCAACCUUUCCUCAUCUAUGCUUCCGCUAUAUGGGCUUCUCACUGGCCAGAAGAUGCCACUUAUGGGGAAAAACCAUUGCAUAAACGGACCGCUCUCCUCAAACGAGUAAUUUACCCACCAGAGUUCAGCAGCGGCGACUUUGACAUUGAAGACCUGGAGUUACAUUUGGGCAUGGAUAGAUAUGAAGCCCAUGCCAUGAAGAAAAACCGAGUUGCUCAAGUCAAUAUUCAAAGCUAUCAGCAAACUCUGCGUGAAUAUGCACCCCAAGAAGUCGAAACCAUGUGGUACCAUAUGUUGAAUGCACGUUGA
Molecule: messenger RNA, 486 nt
Organism: Lentinula edodes (shiitake mushroom)
Lineage: Eukaryota; Fungi; Basidiomycota; Agaricomycetes; Agaricales; Omphalotaceae
Exons: 3
Coding region: 1-486 (161 amino acids)
Source: RefSeq, a predicted model, not a curated record